Messenger RNA from Tripterygium wilfordii, 1889 nucleotides. Its product is annotated as probable terpene synthase 12. Bases 1 to 1791 code for a protein of 596 amino acids. The transcript is spliced from 7 exons. Gene Ontology annotation, biological process: diterpenoid biosynthetic process. NCBI's taxonomy places the organism in Eukaryota, Viridiplantae, Streptophyta, Magnoliopsida, Celastrales, Celastraceae. Gene Ontology annotation, molecular function: terpene synthase activity; magnesium ion binding. The record is from RefSeq and is a predicted model, not a curated record.
AUGGCAGUUCAUCUGAUGAACACCAGCUUAACCCUUAUCCACCCACUGAAAUGUGAUUUUCUUAAACAAGUUCCUCCACCAAGACGAGUUCGUACGACUCCGGCCGACGCUCGGUGGGUUAGUUGCUCAUUCAGCAGUACAGAAUUUCCCAUGCCAGCACCCAAUUACCAAAGACGGUCUGCGAAUUACAAGCCAACUACUUGGACUCAUAAAUUCUUGCAGUCCAUAAAGAUUGAUCAUACGGAUGAAGAAUACGAAAAAUUAAAAGCAAAGAAGCUGAAGGAGGAAGUGAGGGGUAUGAUCAACGAUGAGGGUGUAGAGAUUUUGACCAAGCUUGAAUUGAUUAAUGACAUUCAACGUUUAGGAUUGGGAUACCACUAUGAGAAUGAUAUAAAGAAAGCUCUUGAUAGAUGUUUAUCUUCCAAAGAAGAAGAAAUUUCACUUCAUGCCACUGCUCUUAGGUUUAGGCUCCUAAGACAACAUGGCUAUCAAGUCUCACAAGAUGUUUUCAAGUAUUUUAUGGACGAUAAUGGUCAUUUCAAACGAUAUAUUCAAAACGACAUUAAAGGAAUGUUGAGUCUGUAUGAAGCUGCCUAUCUUGCGUUGGAAGGAGAAGAAGACCUCUUAGACAAGGCCUUGGUAUUCACAAGUGAACAUCUCAGGGACUUUCAGAGUAAAAUGGAGGGCUACUAUGGCAUUGCAGAACAUGUGAGUCACUCUUUGGAACUUCCAGUGCAUCGUAGAAUGUCUAGGCUUGAAGCAAGGUGGUUUAUCGAAGCUUUAGAUAAAUCAAAUUAUAUAAACUCAAAGCUACUUGAGCUUGCAAAGCUGGACUUCAACUUGGUACAAUCAGUACACCAAAGAGAUCUUGGAGAUAUGUCAAUGUGGUGGAAUAAUUUGGGACUAUCAAACAAGUUAAGCUUCGCUAGAGACAGAUUGAUGGAGUGCUUCUUUUGGACUGUCGGAAUGGUGUUUCAACCUCAAUUUAGUCAUUGUCGCAAAGGACUAACAAAAGUGACCUAUUUUAUUACAAUUAUUGAUGACAUCUACGACGUUUAUGGUACCCUAGAUGAAUUGGAGCAAUUUACCAAUCUUGUUGAGAGGUGGGACAUCGAUGGUGUUGCAGAUCUUCCGGACUACAUGAGAUUAUGCUUUCUAGCUCUGUAUAACACUAUUAACGAAAUGGCUUAUGACACCCUUAAAGAACGAGGAGAAAACAUCAUUCCAUACCUAACAAAAGCUUGGGCAGAUAUAUGUAAAGCAUUUUUACAAGAAGCCAAGUGGAGUUGCGGCAAAUGCAUCCCAACAUUUGAGGAAUAUCUUGAGAAUGGAUGGCGAUCGGUAUCAGGAGUUGUGAUACUCACCCACACUUAUUUUCUGUUGGGUCAAACAAUCUCAAAGCAACCACUAGAUUGCUUGAAAGAUUGCCACCAACUCUUGCGUUCAUCGUCAAUUAUUUUUCGACUUUGCAAUGAUCUAGGUACUUCAUCGGCUGAGAUAUUGAGAGGAGAAAGUGCAAAUUCAAUAACUUGUUACAUGAAUGAAACCAGAUGUUCUGAGGAAGUUGCUCGAGCACACUGUAUUAGUUUGAUUGGCAAAGCAUGGAAGGAAUUGAACAGAAUCCUCGUUGACGAUGAUUCACCAUUUGACGAGUUCUUUGUUGAAACAGCUAUUAAUCUUGCUCGAAUGGCACAAUGUACUUAUCAAUAUGGAGAUGCACACGGAGCACCAGACGCAACAUCGAAGAAUCGAGUUAGAUCGCUUAUAAUUGAACCCAUUUCGCUCGCAUAGACAUCACAAACACUACAACAUAUGACACAUCUACCUGCGGUUUUAAUCGCAACAAUAUAUAUGAAAAAUCACGGGUAAUAACUUUUCCCGCGAUCGAA